Volvox carteri f. nagariensis is the source of this 600-nucleotide messenger RNA. It is a transcript of the gene arf7, whose product is annotated as small Arf-related GTPase. Gene Ontology annotation, biological process: intracellular protein transport; protein localization to organelle; Golgi to plasma membrane protein transport. The transcript is spliced from 2 exons. Gene Ontology annotation, cellular component: Golgi apparatus. The record is from RefSeq and is a predicted model, not a curated record. Gene Ontology annotation, molecular function: GTP binding; GTPase activity. Lineage: Eukaryota; Viridiplantae; Chlorophyta; Chlorophyceae; Chlamydomonadales; Volvocaceae. The coding region runs from base 1 to 600 and encodes 199 amino acids.
AUGUUUUCUCUUUUGUACGGUUUUUAUGAAUACCUAUUUCGAAAGGAUGAGUUCCACGUCCUAAUUCUGGGCGUGGACAAGGCGGGUAAAACCAACGUCCUGGAGAGGCUAAAAACCAUAUUUACACAAUCGAUCGGACUGGACCCUGGCAAAAUCUUGCCAACCGUGGGACUCAACGUCGGCCGAAUUGAAGCUCAUAAGAAUAACCUCGUAUUCUGGGACCUUGGGGGACAGAGCGGCCUACGCUCGAUUUGGGACAAAUACUAUAGCGAGGCUCACGCCAUCGUGUACGUCGUCGAUGCAGCCAAUCGGAGUCGGUUCGAGGAGAGCAGAGCUGCGCUUGACCGUAUGCUGGAGAACAGGGAGCUUAGCGGAGCGCCGCUGCUUAUCAUGGCCAACAAGCAGGACCUAGACGGGGCAGCUAGCGCACAGGAAGUAGGGCAAGUAUUCGGCAUCGAGCGUUUGGAGGGGCGGCAAUUCAAAGUGUUGCCUGUCAGCGCCUACACCGGGCAGGGCCUGAAAGAGGGCGUUGAAUGGCUUGUCGAGACCAUCCGGCGAAGCCACAGAGCAAUGCGGCUGCGUGCCCGCGGCGCACGAUGA